Trichechus manatus latirostris (Florida manatee) is the source of this 3263-nucleotide messenger RNA. RefSeq names its product RAP1 GTPase activating protein (gene RAP1GAP). The coding region runs from base 148 to 2217 and encodes 689 amino acids. NCBI's taxonomy places the organism in Eukaryota, Metazoa, Chordata, Mammalia, Sirenia, Trichechidae. The record is from RefSeq and is a predicted model, not a curated record. Gene Ontology annotation, cellular component: cytoplasm; membrane. Gene Ontology annotation, biological process: activation of GTPase activity; regulation of small GTPase mediated signal transduction. The transcript has 25 exons. Gene Ontology annotation, molecular function: GTPase activator activity.
GUGGACAAGUCCUUUGCCCCUCGCCGGAGUGUGUGGAGGAGUGAUGGGCAGAACCAGCGCUUCCCUCAGGCACUAGACCUGCCACAAGUGGACUUAGCUCCCUCCCACACUGCUUCACUCUACCCUAAGAACACAGAUCUGUUUGAGAUGAUUGAAAAGAUGCAGGGAAGCAGGAUGGACGAACAGCGAUGCUCCUUCCCACCACCACUCAAAACGGAGGAGGACUACAUACCCUACCCGAGUGUCCAUGAGGUCCUGGGGCGAGAAGGGCCCUUCCCCCUCAUCCUGCUGCCUCAGUUCGGGGGAUACUGGAUUGAAGGCACCAACCAUGAAAUCACCAACAUCCCAGAGACAGAGCUGCUGCAGUCGCCAACCACCAAGGUGAAGCUCGAGUGCAACCCCACAGCCCACGUCUACCGGAAGCACUUUCUUGGCAAGGAGCAUUUCAAUUACUACUCCCUGGACGCGGCCCUGGGCCACCUGGUCUUCUCGCUCAAGUAUGAUGUCAUUGGGGACCAAGAGCACCUGCGGCUGCUGCUCAGGACCAAGUGCCGGACAUACCAUGACGUCAUCCCCAUCUCCUGCCUCACUGAGUUCCCCAAUGUGGUCCAGAUGGCAAAGCUGGUGUGUGAAGAUGUGAAUGUGGACCGGUUCUACCCUGUGCUCUACCCCAAGGCUUCCCGCCUCAUCGUCACCUUUGAUGAACAUGUGAUCAGCAAUAACUUCAAGUUUGGAGUCAUUUACCAGAAGCUCGGGCAGACCUCCGAGGAAGAACUCUUCAGCACCAAUGAGGAAAGCCCAGCCUUUGUGGAGUUCCUGGAGUUUCUUGGCCAGAAGAUCAAACUGCAGGACUUUAAGGGGUUCCGAGGAGGCCUGGACGUGACCCAUGGGCAGACGGGGACCGAGUCUGUGUACUGCAACUUCCGCAACAAGGAGAUCAUGUUUCACGUGUCCACCAAGCUGCCCUACACAGAAGGGGACGCCCAGCAGUUACAGCGAAAGCGGCACAUCGGGAACGACAUUGUGGCCGUGGUCUUCCAGGAUGAGAACACGCCGUUCGUGCCCGACAUGAUUGCGUCCAACUUUCUGCACGCCUAUGUGGUGGUGCAGGCUGAGGGCGGGGGCCCUGACGGCCCCCUCUACAAGGUCUCCGUCACUGCCAGGGAUGACGUGCCCUUCUUUGGGCCCCCUCUCCCGGACCCCGCUGUGUUCAGGAAGGGGCCUGAGUUCCAGGAAUUUUUGCUGACAAAGCUGAUCAAUGCUGAAUACGCCUGCUACAAGGCAGAGAAGUUUGCUAAACUGGAGGAGCGGACGCGGGCUGCCCUCCUGGAGACGCUCCAUGAGGAGCUGCAUAUUCACAGCCAGUCUAUGAUGGGCCUGGGCGGGGACGAGGACAAGAUGGAGAACGGCGGCGGGGGCGGUGGCUUCUUUGAGUCUUUCAAGCGAGUCAUCCGGAGCCGCAGCCAGUCCAUGGAUGCCAUGGGGCUAAGCAACAAGAAGCCCAACACCGUGUCCACCAGCCACAGUGGGAGCUUUGCGCCCAACAACCCUGACCUGGCCAAGGCGGCUGGAAUAUCAUUGCUUAUUCCUGGGAAAAGCGCGAGUAGAUUCGGACGCCGGGGCAGUGCCAUAGGCAUAGGAACCGUGGAAGAGUCACUGAUUGUCCCUGGGAAGAGCCCCACAAGGAAGAAGUCAGGCCCGUUCGGCUCACGCCGCAGCAGUGCCAUCGGCAUCGAGAACAUACAGGAGGUGCAGGAGAAAAGGGAGAGCCCCCCGGCUGGCCAGAAGACCCCAGACAGCGGGCACGUCUCACAGGAGCCCAAGUCGGAGACCUCGUCCACUCAGAGCUCCCCGGAGAUGCCCACGACCAAGAACAGAGCAGAGACAGCGGCCCAGAGGGUGGAAGUGCUGAAGGACUUCUCCCGCUCCUCGUCCAGUGCCAGCAGCUUCGCCAGCGUGGUGGAGGAGACGGAGGGUGUGGACGGAGAUGACACAGGCCUGGAGAGCGUCUCAUCCUCAGGGACGCCCCACAAGCGUGACUCCUUCAUCUAUAGCACAUGGCUGGAGGACAGUGUCAGCACCACAAGUGGGGGCAGCUCACCAGGCCCCUCGCGGUCACCCCACCCAGACGCCGGCAAGUCGGGGGACCCUGCGUGUCCCGAGAUCAAGAUCCAGCUGGAAGCAUCUGAGCAGCACAUGCCCCAGCUGGGCUGUUAGUCGGCCACCCUCUCUGAAGAAGAAACUGAGCAGACGAGGCCGUAGAAGCACAAGGUGAAGAUGCUGUGUCAAGUCCAGGCAGAAGGGGCCUUGCCCUCAAGGCCAACCCCAGCUUGUGGACUGUUCUCUACCUUCCCAGCCUUCUCCCUGGCCUACCAGUUUGGGCUGCUCCGCAGGGUGGAGCCAUCCAGACCAGGGAGCGGGGAAGCUGCUGGCAUCAUCCCCACCUCCCGGGCUGGGGGUCUGGGCUGAGGAAGGGAGUGGACAGUUGAAGCAGGACUCUAUGCCUGGUCUGCUCCUGCCAUGAGCCCCUCAUCACCCCUGGGCACCCUUCUGGACUCAGGGGGAACAGCAUGGGAGAGGGUAUUGAGAUAUGCACAUAGCCUACCAGGAGGAAGCAGGGUAUGAGGUGUGGCAGAGAGAGCGCUGAGCUGGGCAUUCUGGGUUCUGACUUGGAUUCUGCUGUGUGGCUCUGGGCAAAUCACUCUCCCUCUCUGGGCACCUCUGCUACAAACGGACAAGAUUAUUUCAGAGGUCCCUGAAGACUCUGAUUUCAUGUACCUGCCCCAGAAGAGGGAACUGUCCUCCCAGGGGCCUCUUACCACCCUAUCCUGCUUCUUGGGAUCCCUGGGGUCCCAGGUGGGCUGAGGGGCAGGGAGCUGGUCAUGCCCGUUGCCCCUCCUGGACCCUCAAGCUCGACCGCAGAUCUGCCAAUGCCCUGUCCACUGACAGACACGUGCGACCCCUUGCGGGGAAAGGGGGACCUACCUGGCUCCCCAGCCAGCACCCUGCUUAACCCCUACCACCCCAUGCUGCUGGGCACCCCAGGUGCAUAGAGCCACAGGCCUCACCUCCGCACCUGUCCCCCAUGGAGGGGGCAGCCAGUCAUAGCUGCUGUGAGUCCACAUCCUUGUGUGUGUGUUCACACUUUUUAGGCGCCACGUCAAAGGCCAGCCUUCCAGCCCCAACACCCAUUUUGGAAGCUCCCACAGCUGUGUGUAUGUCGUAACAGGUGUACAAAAUAAAUUCUAUUUAUCGCUAUUGUA